GCUUUCAAGUGACAUACGUUUACCCUACGACUCGUUAAUUUGCAUAUUCGGGGGUGGGGGAGAUGCUAAACGGCUAUAAAUGUGCAGUCUUGGAUCGUCAAACGCAUUCUAAGAAGGAGCCGAAAAGCUCAGUCCGAGACCAGACCUUCUGCGUGGAACAGAGCUGGGUACAGAGAGGAAGUGCCUGAAGCGCCGGACAAGUAACAGUACUCAAGAGGAACUGAGCGGCCCAAACUCCUCUUCCUUGUUUUCUCUUCCCCCCUCUUCCGAGAUGAGGUCGAUAUGGUUCCCGCUGCUGCUGGGCUACCUCAGUCUUCACAAGUCUGCGACCGCCAGCGAGCAGACGGCGGCGGGAGAGGACCGGCUGGGAGCAGAGUCAGACCCGCUGGUGGAGAUGCUUCAGAGAGCGGAGACCGUCCUCAUCCGCUCCAUCCUGGAGGAAGGGCGGAAUGCUGAGGCUUUAGACGCAGACUUGCCACCUGCAGAGCGCGUCCUCAAGCGGCAGCACCCAGGGAAGCGGCUGGAGGGAGAGUUUGAGAAGCGGCAGCACCCAGGGAAACGCCAACCUGGGCAGGAUGAGGAGGACGGAGGCUGGGCGCCAGAGAAAAGGCAGCACCCGGGGAGGAGAGAGCUGGAUGGGGUGCCCCUGGAGGUGCAGGCCAGGCAGCACCCAGGGAGGAGGUCGGCCUUUGAGCCAGCCCUGGAGGAGAGUACAGCCCGCCAAUUGAGCACCUUCCUUGGAGACCUCUCUAAGCGCCAGCACCCCGGAAAGAGAUCCCUGGUGUAUGGCCCACGGCCCAGCCGCUGGAGCUGGCAGGAGGAUGGUGACGACUCUGGGGAAAGCCAGUACAACUCACCACAGUACCUGGAGGCACCUGGCGGCAGCAGCAAGCUCAUGUCCCCAUGUGAACUCCAGGAGUCCGGGAACUGCAGCAAAGUCACUUCUCUGUUAGCCUUGCUCAGCAAUACAAACAAGGAUAGAGCAGAGGUAAAGAGGCAGCACCCCGGUAGGAGGCUCGCUUCAGAUGAGCAAUUGCAGGGUAGAGCCUGAACUUACCGAAAUGUGUUUUACUCUGUUGUAAAAAAAAACAUGUUUGCAUUCAUUAACAUUGAGGUUGAGCGGGGUGGGGGGGAGGUUUGCCCUCGAAGACCAUGUAAAGCUCUGCUUCCUGGGCAGGAAUCAGUUUUUGUUCAGCCUGGUUCACCCAUCACAUUCCCCAGCAUGUCCCUUAAUGCAUGCUCCAUCACCCAAAGAAUCUCAAAGAAGGGCAGAGGAGGGGAGAGAGAGAGAGAGAGAGAGAGAAAGAGUGAGUGAGAGAGAGAGAAAGAAACUGGGGGAAGAGGGUGGGUGGAGAGGUGUGAGGAGAAGAGAGAAGCCAAAGAGGCGAGAGAAGAGAGGGGGGAAAAGAGAGAUGGAUGAGCCGAGAGAACAGAAAGAGGAGGCAAGAGAGGCAGACAAGUGACCAGGAGAGAGACAGCGGGAUGAGGAGAGAGUGGGAAUGAAUGGGAGAAAGAGAGAGGAGGAGAGAAAAAGGGUUGGGGAAAGAGGGAAAAUAAGGUAGAGGGAGAAAGAAGGGAGAGUGGAAGAGGGUGCGAGUGGAGAGAGGGGGACGAGUAUAAGGAGGACAGAAAAAGAAUGAGUGUAAAAGCAAAGAAUGGAAAGUAGAAAGCUGAGAGUGAGGGAGAGCUGGCAAGGGAGAGAAAGCAAAUAGAGAACUGGAGAGGGAGAAAAAAGGGAAAGAAGAGAUGCCAGAGAUGGAAAGAAAUCUUCAAGAGAAAAUAAAACAUUUAGAAAAUGUAGGAACGCUGAAUGUGUUGGGUGAGAUAAAAAUAGAAAGUAUAAACGCUGCUGUAAGUUUAAUUUCUAUUGCUCUCGGUUAUUAUUAACUCAUUGCCUAGGAAUCAUUCAUCUUCAUCUAUGUGGUCUCAAAGUGCGGGUUAUUCACUGAACAUGCAUUGGCAGACACUGUCAAAUUUCAGACUCUGUAAGAUACCAGCUUGAUUCUGAGUUCUAAUAAAACGCAUGUCGAAAUUAUUUUUCUACACGAAACCUCAAGUGCCACAUUGUUCAAAGAAA
Stegostoma tigrinum is the source of this 2077-nucleotide messenger RNA. RefSeq names its product thyrotropin-releasing hormone (gene trh). Lineage: Eukaryota; Metazoa; Chordata; Chondrichthyes; Orectolobiformes; Stegostomatidae. The transcript has 3 exons. Gene Ontology annotation, cellular component: extracellular region. Gene Ontology annotation, biological process: hormone-mediated signaling pathway. Gene Ontology annotation, molecular function: thyrotropin-releasing hormone activity. The record is from RefSeq and is a predicted model, not a curated record. The coding region runs from base 272 to 1051 and encodes 259 amino acids.